Leishmania mexicana MHOM/GT/2001/U1103 is the source of this 1932-nucleotide messenger RNA. RefSeq lists its product as hypothetical. The record is from RefSeq and is a predicted model, not a curated record. Bases 1 to 1932 code for a protein of 643 amino acids. Lineage: Eukaryota; Euglenozoa; Kinetoplastea; Trypanosomatida; Trypanosomatidae. The transcript has a single exon.
AUGAUGCGCCACUUCCGCGUCUUCUCUGCGGCGCAGACGCGGUGCGCAGUGCGUACCAAGAUGACGGGUUUCAAUCUCUUCACGCAGGACAUGCAAAAAGAAAGGAAAGUGCUGACGACAAAAUCGUUCAAGGGAGGCCAUGAAAACAUGCGAAUCAUGGCAAAGCUGUGGGGGGAGCUGCCGUUGGGCCAGCGUGCGAUGUACAAUACGCGGGCACUGCAGCGCGCCGCACUCGUUGUCAGAGACCAAGAAAGAAAGAACAACACGUUCAACUUGCUCAUGAAACUCUUUGGCAGGGAUAAGGUGCUUCUGACAGCGGGCAACGAGACUUUCACCGCGCUCAUGGCGAAGUCGACAAUGCACGCGAUGAGUCACCGCGACAAGAACCGACUGCGGGAAAAACUGAAUGUGGAUGCGCUCUGUACGAGAAAAGAGCGAUUCAACGAAAAUGUGGCAUCCACCUUCAAGCGGUUUGUGAGUCCCAACAUGCUACUCUUCAGCUCUUUCACAGAGAUGCAACGCUCCGUUGCACCAACGCGCAAGAGCGCCUUUACGGCAAUAACGAAGGUUCUUGCCGUUUCUAACCUCACCGUCUCGGGGGAGGAGUACGUCAUGAAGUGCUAUAGCUCCCUCUCCCCAGAGGUGCGGAACUUGUUUGCCCCCAUCUCGGAUGUCGAGGCACCCUUCUUCGAAAUGUUCUGCGGCGACCGGUGCGCUGGUUUCGACCGUAAGCGCUUUGAAAUCAUACGGCUGUUCGCGUCGUUUCGCGGCAUCGAGGUGGACCUCGGUAGCAACGCGGUGCAGGAUGAACUCUUUCGCUCCCUCAUCAACACGGAUCGGUCGCGCGACGGCAUCUACUUCAGAGUUCGCCGCAGCCUCGAGCGACUUGAAAAGCUGCGUAGUUCUGACUGCGGCUUGUUUAUUGCAAAGCACUUACCUCAGUCUGUUGAUGUGCCCCCCGCCGCGUACGGCAUCCACAGCAGCUUGGACGAUGUCAGCGUCGCAACCCUACUCGCCGAGACACGCUGUGGUCACUCCGUGUACGACGAUAUCCUUACCCGGGCCGCCAUGCUGCGCACAAAGGAGAAAAACAAGCUGCUCGGAGUGUACAAAGUGGCGCGCAUGAUAACGACGGACACGGUAAGCAACAGGCAGGCACGUGUGGAGAAGUUGAAGAUCAAGGUUGAUCCACAGCUCCGUGCCGCCAAGCCGGUGCUCAAGUUGAAUGCGGCGCCCGCGCCAUUGCGCAAGAAGAAUCGACUGUCAGCUCAAGUGCCUUUGAAGAAGCUGACGACAAUGGCAGAGCCGCAACGGAAGCAGACGGUGCCGAUCGUCACCACGGCGCCUUCGACAAAGGCCACGCCGGUGGCUUCUCCUAAUAGAAACGCUCCGCCUGCAGUGAAGCUUCAGCUGGUCACCAAGCGAGCUGCCGGCUUUUCCCGCACUAAAACGAAGGGCGUGCCCGCCUCCUGCCGAACCCGCGUGAAGGUCAGCGCUGCCCGAAAGGUAGCCGCGGCCGCUAGCAAGAAGGUGCUAGAGAAGGUUACCUCCACUUCACAGGCGACAACCAUCACAGACGAGGGAGACUUCUUCGCCGAGGACGUCAUGGCGGACGGCGAAGGGGACGACAUCGAGCUCGACGUUGCCGACGAAUUCGCUGGUGUCACGAAUGCGCAAGUGACAGCGCCCACGGCGCCAGUGAAGCAGAAGCGUAAGUCCGCCGGUCUUCGUGCAGCUCGCAGUCACCUCUUUGCGCCCGAGUCGAUGCUCCCUGCGACGGCACGGUCCCAGAAGGUGAUUAUGGCGCACACCCCCACGUGUAGAAAGGCACCGCGGCCGGUGCACACCUCCCCAUCAUCCCCCUUUGCUCCUGCGCGACGCAAGGUGAGCUUUGCGGACAACAUCCGCGCUCAGCUGGCCAGUUUGUUGUAG